Messenger RNA from Labeo rohita (rohu), 5220 nucleotides. It is a transcript of the gene bicd2b, whose product is annotated as bicaudal D homolog 2 (Drosophila). Gene Ontology annotation, cellular component: Golgi apparatus; cytosol. NCBI's taxonomy places the organism in Eukaryota, Metazoa, Chordata, Actinopteri, Cypriniformes, Cyprinidae. The transcript is spliced from 8 exons. Bases 262 to 2832 code for a protein of 856 amino acids. The record is from RefSeq and is a predicted model, not a curated record. Gene Ontology annotation, molecular function: dynein complex binding; dynactin binding; cytoskeletal adaptor activity. Gene Ontology annotation, biological process: regulation of microtubule cytoskeleton organization; protein localization to organelle; microtubule anchoring at microtubule organizing center.
CUUCGUAUUCCUGCUGGAUGAUCUCACAGCAGACCGAGUUCCCCUCCUAAUCUCAGGAAUGACAUCCGAACGAGAGGAAAUCAUGGAGUUAUAUAUCCAAACAUGGGGAAUAAGUUUGUAAAACUGAAUUCGAACUUUUACAUUAACAACAGUGCAGCCAAUAAACUGCAUGCACUUCAGAUUGAUGAGCAAUCUUCAUGGUUGAGACUGAGGAGUUAACGGGCUGGGUCCGUUAUCGCCUGUAUUAGACUGUGCCGGGUGAUGAUGGCAAACAUGUCCGGGGAUGAAGGUCCCGAGGCGCAGCUGGUCACUGAGGCCGGGCCCAACUGGCUCCGAGCGGAGAUCGAACGCCUGACGCGGGAACUGAGCGAGACGAGCCGGGAGAAGAUCCAGGCGGCGGAGUACGGGCUUGUGGUGCUGGAGGAGAACCAGCAGCUGAAACAACGCUUUGAAGAUCUGGAGAACGAAUAUGAGACCGUCAGACAAGAACUGGAUCAGCUUAGAGAGGCAUAUGGCCAGGUUCACUCCACCCAUAGAAAGGUGGCUGCAGACGGGGAAAGCAGGGAGGAGUCCCUUAUCCUGGAGUCGGCAUCUAAAGAGGCGUACUAUGAGCAGAGAGUGCAGGAACUGCAGGCUGACCUGCGACAAACAAAAAACACUCUCACCAGCACCCAGUCGGAGAACGAACGUCUGGCCACCCAUGUACUCGAGCUGCGAGAGAAUAAUGAGAUCGUGGAGCUGCAGCGCAGUCGUCUACGUGACGACAUUCGGGAGUACAAAAUCCGAGAGUCUCGUCUGCUGCAAGACUACACUGAACUGGAGGAGGAGAAUAUCAGCCUUCAAAAACAAGUCUUAACCCUUAAACAGGGUCAGGUGGAGUUCGAGGGACUUAAACAUGAGAACCGACGUUUGGAAGAGGAAGUGCAGUACCUGAAUAGCCAGCUAGAGGACGCUGUUCGGUUACGCGAAAUAGCAGAGCGUCAGCUAACGGAGGCUCUAGAAACCGUAAAGACCGAGCGGGAACAGAAAGCAGCUCUUCGGAAAGAACUGACACAUCACAUGACCCUGGGAGACUCCCUCCUUGCCAGCUCAUUGGAUGGGCUCAAACUGAGCACAGAUGAACCAAAUAACGACGAUGCCAUUCUGACGUUUGAAAACGGAUUUGCUAAAGUCAGCGACGUUAGCGAUGAAGACAACCGAUUGUCUUCACCCAAAAGAGAUGGAAACUUCCGUCCCGCACCAAGUCUGGUGGAUGACUUGUUGACAGAGCUGAACAUUUCAGAAAUCCAGAAACUCAAGCAACAGCUCUUACAGGUGGAGCGAGAGAAGGUUGCUCUUCUCACCACCUUACAGGACUCUCAGAAGCAGUUAGAGCAUGCUCGAGGAGCAUUAGCCGAACAGCAAGAAGCUAUGACAAGACUUAGCGAUGAUUUGGGCGUAAUGAGGAGACUGCAGGCAGGCAAGGAGAGGCAGUCGGCCCUGGACAGUGAGCGAGAGCGGGACAGUCGAGAGGACAAUGAUGUGGACUAUUAUGAGCUGGACAUCAAUGGGCCAGAAAUACUUCGCUGCAAGUAUGAGGUAGCAAUAGCAGAGGCAGGUGAAUUGAGAGAGGAGCUUAAGGCACUAAAAUCAGAGCAUGAUGAGAUGAAGGACGAGCAUGAAGAGGUACGGGCACGACUGGAGGGACAAGUGCGGGACCUCAGUGUUCAAGUGUCUCAGUUGGAGAGCAGUAGCCGUGCAGACCGCGACCAAGUCACUCGGUUGGAAAAGGAGCUGAAGGAAGUGACUGCUGUCGCGGGCGAGACAGAAGGAAGUCUCAGCGUUGCCCAGGAUGAGCUUGUUGCCUUCAGCGAAGAGCUUGCAAACCUCUACCACCAUGUCUGCAUGUGCAACAACGAAACCCCGAAUCGCGUCAUGCUUGAUUUUUACAAAGAGGGUAAAGGAAACAAGACCGAGGGUAAAGAUCUUCAGUCUACGUUGACGCAAACCACCGACGGCAAAUCCGAGGCACCCAGGUCCACCUCCACCGCUCCUGACAGCUCAACUUCUGGAACACCGGUUAGAGAAGAUCCACGUCCUGAACCAAUGGACAUCUACAACCUAGUAGCAAUAAUUCGGGAUCAGAUACGCCACUUGCAGAAGGCGGUGGACCGCACCACAGAACUAUCCAGGCAAAGAGUUGCGUCUCUAGAGUUGGCCGCGGUGGCGGAUAAAGACCAAGCUGCUUGCAUGGAGGAGAUUUUGAAGCUCAAGUCCCUGCUGAGCACUAAGCGAGAACAGAUUGCCACGCUGAGGACGGUGCUCAAGGCCAACAAACAGACAGCUGAGGUUGCCCUGGCAAACCUAAAGAGCAAAUAUGAGAACGAAAAGGCCAUGGUCACUGAAACCAUGAUGAAGUUGAGGAACGAGCUGAAGGCUCUUAAAGAAGAUGCCGCCACAUUCUCCUCUCUCAGGGCAAUGUUUGCCACCAGGUGUGAUGAGUAUGUAACACAAUUGGACGACAUGCAGAGGCAGCUGGCUGCAGCAGAAGAUGAGAAGAAGACUUUGAACUCCCUCCUCCGGAUGGCCAUCCAGCAGAAACUGGCUCUCACUCAACGACUGGAGGAUCUGGAGUUCGACCACGAACAGUCCCGAAGAGGAUCCGGUGCUGGGGCAAGCGGUCGUGGGAAGGCUUCAUCUGGCCGUGGCAGAGGACCCUUGUCGUUUUCCAGCCCCCAUGUAAGUCCUAGGCUUCCCUGUAAGAACCGACCGCAGCCACACGGCCUCAUUGGAAGUCCUGCGGUUUUCUGCAGUGAGAAGUAUAAAAUUCUGUAUGACACUGGAUCCGAAUAACACCUGUGUGUAACUCACUCAUCAGCAUCCUCAUGCUAACUAACAUUCCUUUUACUGUAUGUGUGCUAUGCUGGCAUGUCACUGUUUGUGCUAACAGUUGAUGGCUUUAUUAAUACUUAUUAUAAAGGUCGGUGCUUAGUCCUUCUCCUGUAAGUCAACAUGAAGAAAUUGAAUUGGUUGGUAAUACCAUACUACCUACUAGAGUUAUCACAAUUGCUACAAGUAAAAGACACCACUACAAGAUUGUUAAAUUUUGGAAGACAGAGUUUGUUUUGUGACUUUUAGUAUUGACGAGUACCAGCACUUUUUACAUUUAUAGUACCUACUUUUUUUUUUUUUUUUUUUUUUUAAAGAAAACAGGCUGUAGUGUAUGCAAAAUUUCAGUAUGUGUCAUGAAACUAGAUUCUACACUACCAGUCAAAUGUUUCGAACAGUAAGUUUUUAAAAGUUUUUUAAAUAAGUCUCUUCUGCUCACCAAGCCUGCAUUUCUUUGAACCAAGCAAAGUCAGUAAUAACUGUGAAAUAUUUUUGCUAUUUAAAAUAACUGCUUUCUAUUAGAAUAUAUUUUAAAAUGUAUUUUAUUCCUGUGAUCAAAGCUACACUUUCAGCAUCAUUACUUCAGUCUUCGGUGUCACAUGAUCCUCCAGAAAUCAUUCUAAUAUGCUGACUUGCUGAUCAGUAAACAUUUGUUAUUACUAUUAUCAAUAUUUAAAACUGUUGAGUUCAUUUAUAUAUAUAUAUAUAUAUAUAAUGAGAUCUUUAUGAUUUAUAUAUGCAAAAGAUUUCUAUUUCAGAUAAAUGCUGUUCUUCUGAACUUUCUACUCAUCAAAGGAACCUGAAAAAAUUCUACUCGGCUGUUUUCAAUAUAAUAAUAAUACAUGUUUUUUUUGGGGGUUUUUUUGAGUAGCAAAUUGGAAUAUUAGAAUGAUUUCUGACUGGAUAAUGAUGCUAAAAAUUCAGCAUUGAAAUCACAGGAAUAAAUUACAUUUUUAAAAUACAUUCAAAUAGGAAAGAGUUAUUUUAAAUAGUAAAAAUAUUUCAAAAAUGUACUGUUUUUGCUGUAAAUAAAUGCAGGCUUGGUGAGCAGAAGCAGCGACUUAAAAACAAAAAACAAAAAAACAUUAAAAAUCUUUUGGAACAUAAAAAAUUGGAACAUCAAAAAAACUUUUGACGGGUAGUGUAAAUUUUUAUUUUUUUUCUCUUUCUCUGAACAUCUGAGCCCAAUGUUUCUACUGUAGGUUAACCCAACCAGCACUGAGAAUACUGAAUGUCAUUGAGUUAAACCCAGUUUCACAAAGCUAGUCUGAUAAUCUCUGUGUCAGUGCAAAUAAAUCUGUGUAAUCCCAACAGAGACACACCUUACUGAUCCUGCUGGAAGCUUUGCAAUCUAGGUUGCAACCCUAAAGGACAUAAGUGAUGAUACAGUCUUUUUUUGCUAAAAUUGACAAAUGAAAGAUGUCUUUCAGAGUUUUCAAACACAGAAAAGACAUUGAGAAAUGUUUAGAUUUACAAAGUUGCUUUUAACAAAUUUAUCAUGUCAUUCCAUGUCUGUCAAUUUUGUACAUACUGUUUCAUCUAGCCUUUCAGCCAAACACAUUGUCCAUGUUGUCUUCACAGUGGUGACUCUUAACCACUAUCAUGCAUGAUCUGUUGCUCUCAGUUUCAACAGUUUGUAUUAGUUGGCAUGUUGUCUGUUGCAUGUGAGUCUUCUGCUUCCUGCAGUCCAUUGCAUCUGGAAAAAUGCGUCUUCUGUGUUUUUGCGGUGUACUAAUGGGUCUAACCUGUCUCAUUGUUGACGGUAACAUUCACUUGUCUACUGUAUGUCCAAUGUGAUCAGCUUGACUUAUGAAGAUAAACUACCAGUCAAAAGUUUUUGAACAGUAAGAUUUUAAUGUUUUUUUAAAGAAGUCUCUUCUGCUCAACAACCCUGCGUUUAUUUGAUCCGAAGUACAGCAGUAAAAUAAAAUAUUUUAACUAUUUAAAAUAACUGCUCUAUUUAAAUGUUUUAAAAUGUCAUUUAUUUCUGUAAUUUCAAAGCUGAAUUUAUAUAUUAUAUUAUAUUCUGAUUUGAAAACAUUUAUUGUGUUGAAAACAGCUGAGUAGAAUUUUUUUCAGGUUUUAAUGAAUAGAAAGUUCAGAAGAACAGCAUUUAUCUGAAAUCUUUAGUAACAUUUUGUAAUGUCUUAAUCAUCACUUUUGAGCAGUUUAAAGUGUCCUUACUAAAUAAAAGUAUUUAUUUCUAUAAUUUCUUUCCCAAAAAAUAAAUUAUACUAACUCCAAGUUUUUAUAAUGUUAUAUAUGUUCAAAAACUUUUAACUGGUAGUGUAUAUGAAUUAUUUACAAUAUGGAUCAGCUAUGAUGUGAUAAUUCUGAUGAUCAUUUUGUUUU